UUCAAGUGACACACUUCGCCUGAAACGGAUCUUUUACAACUUUUAAAAACAAAACUUUUUAAACAAAAACUUUUGAAGCCAGUGUUUCAGUGUAUUCAUUUGUUUUACGUUCGAAUUUCGAUUUUAGAAAUGGGUAUGAUAUCGCGAGUGCGUGGACGCAUACGGAGUGAUUCUUUCUCGAAGCUUCACACGCUUAAGUCCGAAGACAAAAUAGCUAAUAUCGUAUGGCUGCUGUCGCUGGUGCUGGUGCUGCCGUACUGGGCGCCGCGUGGGUUGCUGGUCGCGCUGGGCGGCGCUUGGCUCAUGGCUGCCUACACGUGCCUCGUCGUGCCCGUGCUCAUCUCCGCCAACUAUCGCUACCCGGCGCGGUGGUGGCCCGACGCAGUGAAGCUCGCGCAAAAGAUGUGUCGCAGGCUGGAGAGGCCAGUGUCGUGCGCGCUGGGAGUAGUGCGCGCUGCGUACGCGCCGGUUGACCGCGCGGAGAAGCUCUUCCUGCAGAUGAGCAACCUGUCGACAAUGAUUGGACAAUUGCUGAUGUUCACCGCGUGCGACCGGCUGUUCGUCUCGCAGGGCCGCCUGACCUGCCUCUACUCGCUCAUGUUCUACAACGUGGUCACCUACUCCGUGAGCUACGUGCGCGAGCUCUGCACCAAGAAGGACUGGUCGCCCUACGUCAACGUCACCCGCCACUCGCGCGUCAAGCACCUCGCCAUGUCCGCCACCAAGAUUGUCCUCGAAUGGACUAAAGCAGUCACUUUUAUAGUCACUGUGACUUUUGUGCUUUUAGCUUUUGGACUGGAACAGGGCUUGGAGCAUUACAAACCGACAGCGCUGUAUACGCUCUUCACCGGUACUUAUUAUUUGCUAACGGAGCGGACGUUCCUCGAGCUCUGGCCUAUAGCUUUGACAGCUAUGAAGUUUGAGCGCCUAGAAGGUAUGGAGGCGCUGUAUUUUGGUGUGUGGGCGCGAGGUGUGACGACAGCGCUGGCGCUGCCGCUGGUGCCGGCGCUGGCGUGGUGCGAGCGCUGGCGGCUAGCGUUGCUGCUGCUGUACGUGAACGUGAUCGUUCACGGCAGGCACAGGCUCGGUGAAGCGUUGGGGAAGCUGAAUGAAGCGUGCGGCUCGCUCGCUAGAUUCCGACGAGCGACGGCAGCGGAGCUCUCCACGCUAGAGGACGUGUGCGCCGUGUGUCUAGGCGUGAUGCGCUCGGCGCGCGUGACGCCUUGCGCGCACUUCUUCCACGCCGACUGCCUCAGGAGAUGCCUCGCGGCCUCCGACCGGUGUCCCAUAUGCAUCAGGCCGUACAUAUUCUGCUGAUCGCUGGACACCACAUUCGCCGGACAAGACUGUUGAGAUUACGAAAGCCUCGAGCGUCGAGAUCGAGCACGAGAUCCACGAGAAGAGUGGAUCAAUAUUUACCUAUUUGCUCGGUGACUUUCGUGCAUGAUUUCUGUUCAUGCACAAUUUGCAACCACCAUUUUGUAUGAUU
Molecule: messenger RNA, 1489 nt
Organism: Cydia amplana
Lineage: Eukaryota; Metazoa; Arthropoda; Insecta; Lepidoptera; Tortricidae
Exons: 4
Coding region: 130-1317 (395 amino acids)
Biological process (GO): protein ubiquitination; ubiquitin-dependent protein catabolic process
Cellular component (GO): ubiquitin ligase complex; cytosol
Molecular function (GO): ubiquitin protein ligase activity
Source: RefSeq, a predicted model, not a curated record